Molecule: messenger RNA, 2267 nt
Organism: Lytechinus pictus (painted urchin)
Lineage: Eukaryota; Metazoa; Echinodermata; Echinoidea; Temnopleuroida; Toxopneustidae
Product: HSPB1-associated protein 1 homolog
Exons: 5
Coding region: 111-812 (233 amino acids)
Molecular function (GO): 2-oxoglutarate-dependent dioxygenase activity
Source: RefSeq, a predicted model, not a curated record
GCCCCUUGACAUGACGAUCCACGUCUUAAUGGUUUAUUAGUAUAACAAUUACAAGUAGGUCUGCCUGGGGUUUUCAAUUUGAAGGAGAUUGCCUCUAUGAAGAAGCAACAAUGAAAGAAUUUUGUGACUGGUGUCGACAUAACUCCAGUGAUUCCGACCUUUCACCCGAAGUAUUCCCUCUUGUAGAGUUGGACCAGGAUUGUAAAGCAGGAGACCUCGUCGGAGAUGGAUCAUUACAUGUUGACGACAGGUCUCCGUCUACAAGGAAGGGGUCAGGAAAUCCAUUGAUGUUGUACAAGAAAUCUAAUUUCUGGUGCUAUGCAGAUUAUAAACAUAUGAAACAUCUCUUCAAGGAUUCACCUAGUGUUUUGGAAGAUGUGAGAUGGAAAGAUUUAGGCUUUGAUUGUGAUGGCAAUCAAAGUACCAUUUGGAUAGGUAGUGAAGGAGCUAAUACGCCUUGUCAUCAGGAUACAUAUGGAUUCAACCUUGUGGCUCAGAUACGAGGCAGGAAAAAGUGGCACUUAUUUCCGCCAUCCCAGACUGAGUUAAUGUACCCUACCAGAAUCCCAUACGAGGAAUCAAGUGUAUUUAGUCUUGUUAAUGUGAAGUCUCCAGAUCUGAACCAACAUCCAAAAUUUGGUAAAGCCACACCUUACGAAGUAGUUCUACACCCAGGAGACAUUCUGUUUGUUCCCAAAUUGUGGUGGCACUUUGUGGAGAGCUUGGAUACAUCUAUUAGCAUUAACUGCUGGAUUGAUUUGGUAAGUAAAGGCCUGGUCCCACUGGCCGAUGGACACAAAACGUAUGCAUAAAGGAUCGAGCGGACAAGCAAAAUUUUGGGCUGGCUCCAUCCGUUUUCAUCCGCUCCAGAAAUGGAAAACAAUUGGACGGAUGCUCAAUGGAUGUAACACGUAUGCAAUGAGUACGCAAUCGAUGCAUGGCGUUUUCCAACAUAUGGCAAGAUGUGCAGUGGGACCAAAUUGAAAUUUUACUCUUCAAGUCCUAAUGAUCAUAUUUAUGCCACCAGCAAUUGAAGGUAGAAGCUUGAGGCAUAUUUAUUGUUGUCUUGCCUAAACAAAGUUCGGCAAAGACCUAGUGAUCACUUUUCCUGUUGAUCUGUUAGUCCAUAAGUCCAUUGGUCUGUUCCAAAAUGUUAAAGUUUUUGUUCAACAUGCUUUCAUUUCUUUAUCUCUGCAUCAGUUUUGAUCACAAAUGAUCAUCGGGUAUUGUGAAUGAUGGGGUCAAAGGUCAUCUAGGGGUCAAAAAGUCAAGUUUUUGUUCGAAUUACUCUUGUUUCUUUAUUUUAGCAUCACUUAUCUUCACAUUCAGUACAAAUGAUCCUUAGGCCACAUGUGUUUUCAUGAGGAUGAUUUGGUCAAAGGUCAUAUAGGGGUAAAAAGGUCAAGUUUUUAUUCUCCUUGUCCUCUUUUCUUUAUUUUUGCAUCAGUUAUGUUCACACUUGGUACAAAUGAUCCUUGGAUAGUACCACACAUGUGGUCAUGAGGAUGAUGGGUCAAAGGUCGUCAAGGGGACAAAAGAUCAUAUUGCAUAUUUUAUUGAUAGCGAAAUCAGGCGAGACUCGUGGUUCCUGAACCACCUUGCCACAUAAUAAAAUAUAUGUGUAUACAUUUGCUUAAAUGCAACCCUAACAGUUCGGCUGGUUAUUCACAAUAUAAAAAUGAUGUUGCUUUGAAUAGUACUACAAAUUCAACUACUUAAAAAGAUGGGGGGACGUAUUAUUAUGUGCAUUCUUUAUAUAAGUAUGAGUAUGAAAAUAAUGACAGGAAAAGCAAAGAAGAGGAAAUAAAUCAGAAAACAGAUGAAAGAAGUUGACAAAGCUAAAACAAGCAGGGGUAGAAAAUAAUCCAGAUUGUUCAAAGAAAUUCGAAUGAGGAGGAGGAAGAAGACAGUAAUAAUAGUAAUAUUUAUAAUUUAUUGGGUGCUGCCUAUUCAAUGGCACACUAUAUACAUGUAUUACCAUAGCUCCAGCUGCUGAAGGCGCUUGGUGCAUUUAAAGGAAUUAAUCCUGUUGGGUACCCAUCCACCUUACUUGGGUUGAGUGCAGCAAAAAGUGGGUAAAUUUCUUGAUGAAGGAAAAUACACCUUGGCUUGGACUCUGAUUUAAAGACUUGAAUUGUAACCACUAGACCACAAAAACAAAAGCAAAACAAACAGAAAAAUUGAAUAGAAUAUUGGGAAAAGGAAAAGUGGAGAGAAGGAAGGAGGGGAAGAAGGAAAGAAAGAAGAAGGAAGGAAGAGGGCAUUUG